AAUGAAAUGAAAAAUGUGAUACUACCUGUGGAGCGAAGCGAAAUGCGACCGGAUUGUUGAGUGCGGAAGUUCUGUUACGUUAAGGACGACGAAUAGCUGGCUAGCUAACCUCGGUAAAUUAAGAUAAUCACUCUAAAACUACACACUCUAAACUACACAAUUAUCUUGGAUACGAAGACAGCAAAGACAACUAUGUAGCUAGCUAACACUACACUAAUCAAGUCGUUCAGUUGAGUGUAAGUUGUGCUGCUAAUCGGUAGACGGUGGACUAGCUAACGGUAGACGUUAGCUAGCUAGCUAGCUGCAGGGCGGUGUAGACUGCGUUAGGACGACGAAAUACGAUAAUUACGCAAUUAUCUAUGAUACAAAGACGACUAUGUAGCUAGCUAAGAAGAAAAAUUGCUAAGAUUAGACAAAUCAAACCGUUGUACUAUAAUGAAAUGUAAUGAAAUGUAAUACUACCUGCGGACCGAGUGCAGAUGCGACCGCUCGCUCCAACCCGGAGGCUCUCAUUUAAGAAUGAUGGAGGCCACUGUGUUCUUUGGGACCUUCAAUGCAGCAGAAAUUGUUUUGUACCCUCAACACAAUCCUGUCUCGGCGCUCUAUGGACAAUUCCUUCAACAUCAUGGCUUGGUUUUUGCUCUGACAUGCACUGUCAACUGUGGGACCUUAAAUAAACAGGUGUGUGCCUUUCCAAAUCAUGUCCAAUCAAUUGAAUUAACCACAGGUGGACUCCAAUCAAGUUGUAGAAACAUCUUAAGGAUGAUCAAUGGAAAACAGGAUGCACCUGAACACAAUUUAGAGGUUCAUAGCAAAGGGUCUGACUACUUAUGUAAAUAAAGUAUUUAAUCUUUUUUUUUUUAUAAAUUAGCAAAAAAGACUAAAAAUCUGUUUUCACUUUGUCUUUAUGGGGUAUUAAAAUCUAUCACUUGAUGGUUUCAUUUAAGAAAACAAAUCAUCACGUUUUUUUUCUGUGUGCAAAAUGCUGCUAUACAUCUGCCUCAUCUCAGAGAAAUCAGUAGUACUGAUUGUGGUACUGGUUUUACCCAGUCAAAUGUAACAAACAACAAACGUUUUAAUAAAGAACUGUACAAAUGAUUCGUUUGUGACAUCAAUAUUAUAAAAUGUACAAAAAUAUAUAUAUAUAUGUACAGUAAUAUGAGAUACGUAUGUAAACAUUUAUUUUUUUAAUUUAGCAGAUGUUUUUAUCCAGGGCCCUGUUUUCCAAAAUCAUCUUGAGGCUCAGUUCAUCGUUAGAACCUUUGUAGGUGCCAUCUCUGAGCUGUUGCCGAAAACGGCCAAAAGGCCAAAACUUUAAUAGAUUUCACCAUGUGAAACAUUAUGGAGUAAUAAACUAUGCAACCAUUUCUGUGUUUUUUUGGGUAAUAUGAACAUCCACUUGAGUCGGGUGUCAGGUGGCUUUUACUGGUUCCAUUUCUGUAUUUGACCACUAGGGGGAGACAUUGACAACAGUAGCCCUUCACCCUGAGGACCAACCUGUAUAGUCUACCACACUUUCUCUCAUUAGCACCACCAGCUGAAGAGAGUUCUCUCCCUAAGUGUCUUCCCCUGCUCUAUAUCACGUGUCAGACUCCACAGAGGGCAGAGUGUCUGCAGGUUUUCACUCCUUCUUUGUACUUGUUUGAUUAAUUAAGGUCACUAAUUACUAAGGAACUCCCCUCACCUGAUUGUCUAGGUCUUAAUCGAAAGGAAAAACCAAGAAGCAGCAGACACUAGGCCCUCCAUGGAAUGAGUUUGACACCCCUGCCCUACAUGAACUUGUCCAUUGUCUUUGUAUGGUUAUUCUGAUGAAAGUAAUGGUGAGCGAUGGUUGCGCAUUUUCCUUUUCAAUGAGGAUAGAAUUCUGGGGUUGGACCUCGACUCACACUGGUUGAGCACCCUCCACCUCUUUCCAGUCUAAACAUCAUGAAAUAAAUUGAGACAAAUUACAGACAGCAGUUUAAAAGUAGCAAAUAAAACUGAAUUGAUUGAACAUGAAAUGUAUUUCAAUAUGAAUGAAAAGCGUCUGUAGCUGUAACUGUUUUAUAUUUUAAUCUCAGUUUUCAUUUGAAGCAUCAUUUUUCACGUCGCUUGUUUGUAUCAAUCGCAAAGACUUUGGCAACUUUGUAUUUGUAGUCAACUUUGUUCUGAAGUUAUCGGUGGUCACUGAGAGACGGAUAAACCAUGUGAUAUUAUGUUUAGCAGAGAUCUUCUGUGUUCAAAGUGACAAUGCACUUAGCUGUUCUACGAGUGGUGUGAGGCAGGCGUUACAUUAAGAGCGUUUUCAAGUAAAACAUUAAUAACGAUUGUCUUGGGAAAAAUCUCUGUUACGAAUUCCCUGUGGUAACUGUUAUCAGCACCUCACAACCCCAAGCAGUACACUCCACUCCCAACCCCCCAAGAGCCUGAGAGUCUAGGGGGAACCAUAAACCAGCUUCUCAAAAUGUGCCCUGAAAGGUUGCUAGGCAGGUUGCUAGGGGGUUGCUAGGGAGUAUGCUAGGGUGGUUGCUAGGGAGGUUGCUAGGGACGGGACAUCUGCCCAUCAUCGUGACUCUGCAGGUUACACAAUAUUCUCAGUCUCCCUCAAGCAGUGACAGAGAGCAACAUCUCUGCCCAUCCAACAGCUGGACUCAAUAACAUCUUUCUGGACUUAUGGGAUGGUGUGUGUUCACAAACCCAAUCAAGCAGGAGAGACCAGCCUCCCCUGUACCCAGCUGUGUGUCCAUGAAGAGUGACCGGUCUAUGACGCAUUCUAUAGUGUUUAGAGAGGGAGACUUUUCUACUGAACAAAGAGACCAACAGGAGACAUCAGAGUCAGAGAUUCUUAGUGGUCAGUCUUCCCAGAGUCAUCAAACAGGUCUGGACUCCAUAUUCAGUUUGCUUGAAGAGAAUUUGAUGACAUUUGUGAACAACGAGCUGAAGAGGUACAAGAGGAUUCUUAGUCCAGAAUUCCCAGAAGGCUUUGAGAGUCAGAAGCAGGAUAAGGAAGUGGUGGAUGCUGAAGAUGAGAAGCAGGAGAGCAGUGCCAGAGAGGGGGCUCUGAAGAUCACACUGCACGUCCUGAGGAAAAUGAACCAGAAGGAGCUUGCUGACACACUGGAGAAAAAUGAGCUUGCUGUGAUUUGCCAACGUGAACUCAAAUCUAAUCUAAAGAAGAAGUUUCAAUGUGUAUUUGAGGGGAUCGCUAAACAAGGAAACCCAACACUUCUCAAUAAGAUCUACACAGAGCUCUACAUCACAGAGGGUGGAACAGGAGAGGUCAAUAAUGAACAUGAGCUGAGACAGAUUGAGACAACAACCAGGAAACAAGCAAGACCAGAGACUGCAAUCAAAUGUAACGACAUCUUCAAACCCUUAACUGGACAAGACAAACUUAUCAGAACUGUGCUGACAAAGGGAGUCGCUGGCAUUGGAAAAACAGUCUCUGUGCAGAAGUUCAUUCUGGACUGGGCUGAAGGAAAAGCAAAUCAGGAUGUCCAAUUUGUAUUUUCAUUCCCUUUUCGGGAGCUGAAUUUGAUGAAAAGGGAAAAACACACUUUGAUUGAACUUCUCAAUCACUUCUCAAUGGAAACCAAAGAAUCAAGAAUCUCCAACUAUGACAAGUACAAAGUUCUGUUCAUCUUUGAUGGUCUGGAUGAGUGCCGACUGCCCCUAGACUUCCAGAAGAACAAGAUCUGUUGUGACGUCACAAAGUCAACCUCAGUGGAUGUUCUGCUGACAAAUCUCAUCAAGGGAAAUCUGCUUCCCUCUGCUCUCCUCUGGAUAACUACCCGACCUGCAGCAGCCAAUCAGAUCCCCCCUGAGUGUGUUGACCAGGUGACAGAGGUACGAGGGUUUAAUGACCCACAGAAGGAGGAGUACUUCAGGAAGAGAUUCAGUGAUGAGGACCUGGCCAGCAGAAUCAUCUCACACAUAAAGACAUCAAGGAGCCUCCACAUCAUGUGCCACAUUCCAGUCUUUUGUUGGAUUUCUGCAACAGUCCUUGAACACAUGUUGAAACAUAAGAGAGAAGAGGUGCCCAAGACUCUGACUGAGAUGUACACACACCUUGUGGUGUUUCACACCAAACAGAAGAAUGAAAAGUAUCUUAGGAAAGAAGAGAGCAUUCUGUCACUGGGAGAACUGGCUUUUCAGCAGCUUGUCAAGGGCAAUCUGAUUUUCUAUGAGGAAGACCUGAAAGAGGCUGGAAUUGAUGUCAAUGAAGCCUCAUUGUACUCAGGAUUGUGCACACAGAUCUUUAAAGAGGAAUGUGGGCUGUACCAGGACAAGGUGUACUGCUUCGUGCAUCUGAGCAUUCAGGAGUUUCUGGCUGCUGUAUAUGUGUUCAUCUCAUUCAUCAACAACAAUGAGAAUCUAAUGGCCGAACCUCAAUCAACGUCCAGGAACAUUUUUGCGCUGGUCAGAGACAAGCCUGAAGUUACUUUCUACAAGAGUGCUGUGGAUAAAGCCUUACAAAGUGAGACGGGAAACCUGGACCUUUUCCUCCGCUUCCUUCUGGGCCUCUCGCUGGAGUCCAAUCAGAAGCACUUACAAGGUCUACUGACAAAGACAGGAAGCAGUUCACAGAGCCAUGAAGAAACAGUCAAGUACAUCAAGGAGAAGAUCAGGGAGAAUCCCUCUCCAGAGAGGUGCAUCAAUCUGUUCCACUGUCUGAAUGAACUGAAUGACCAUUCUCUAGUGGAGGAGAUCCAAAGCUACCUGAGAUCAGGAAGUCUCUCAGAAGCCAAACUGUCACAUGCACAGUGGUCAGCUCUGGUCUUUGUGUUGCUGACUUCAGAAAAGGAGCUGGAUGUGUUUGACCUGAAGAAAUACUCCAGAUCAGAGGAAGGUCUUCUGAGGCUGCUGCCAGUGGUCAAAGCCUCCAGAGCUGCUCUGCUGUCAGGCUGUGGAGUCACAGAGAAAAGCUGUGCUUCUCUGGUCUCAGCUCUGAAGUCAAACCCCUCACAUCUGAGAGAGCUGGAUCUGACUAACAAUGACCUGAAGGAUUCAGGAGUGAAGCUGCUCUUUGCUGGACUGGGGAAUCCCCACUGUAAACUGGAGACUCUGAGGCUGUCCCGAUGUCAAGUCACAGAGGAAGGCUGUGCUUCUCUGGUCUCAGCUCUGAAGUCAAACCCCUCACACCUGAGAGAGCUGGACCUGAGCUACAAUCACCCAGGAGACUCAGGAGUCAGACUGCUCUCUGCUAGACUGGAGGAUCCACACUGCAGACUGGAGAAACUCAAUGUGGAACAUGGUGGAGAGUACACAAUGAAGCCUGGACUUAGAAAAUAUGCCUGUGAUCUCACACUGGACCCAAACACAGCACACAGACUCCUCUCUCUGUCUGAGGAGAACAGAAAGGUGACACGGAGGAGACAGAAGCAGCCGUAUCCUGAUCACCCAGAGAGAUUUGAGGACCGUGGACAAGUGCUCUGUAGAGAGCGUCUGACUGGGCGCUGUUACUGGGAGAUAGAGUGGAGUGGGAGUGGGGCUGUUAUAGGAGUGACAUAUAAAGGAAUCAGCAGGAGAGGAGGUAAUGACUGUGGGCUUGGAUGGAAUGACAAGUCCUGGAGUCUGCGCUGCUCUGACAACAGUUACUAUGCCUGGCACAAUAAUGCUCACAUUACCUUAGACGUCCCCCCCUCCAGCUCCCACAGAGUAGGAGUGUAUCUGGACUGGCCAGCCGGCACUCUGUCCUUCUACAGUGUCUCCUCUGACACACUGACCCACCUGUACACAUUCAACACCACAUUCACUGAGCCCCUCUAUCCAGGGUUUAGGGUUUAUGACACCUCUUCAGUGUCCCUGUGUCAGGUGGUCCCUGUGUCAAACACAACAUGAUGUUUCACUCUAAUCAUGGUCAUGUUCAGUAAGACACACUGGAGCAACAAUGUAGAAUAUCUCUCUAGUGUGUAAACAUAUGAUUGUAAAUAUUCAUGAAUAAACACCAUUGACGUUGACAGACAUUGUCAACUAGAGUCAGUCAUUAAUAGAAUGAAUCACCGCACUGUGUUGUAAAAACUGUUUUCAUUUAGAAAUCAUUGAUCUUGUUGUUAUUGGGCUUCUUGGUGUUUGUAAAUAUUGUUGUCUGUAGAAUGUUAAUUUGUCAAAUUCUUGACACAACAAUCCUGUUUCUGUUUCAACUCAAUUCCACUGAACGAAAUAAUAAAUACAGUUAAUCUAAUAAAGUUAAUCAACCAGAUGAAAGAAGAGAAGUGUAAAUGUUUUAAUAUUGAUCAGAAUAUGACAGUACAGUAAUAGAUGAAAGAAGAGAGGUGUAAAUGUUUUAAUACUGAUCAGAAUAUGACAGUACAGUAAUAGAUGGAAGAAGAUAGGUGUAAAUGUUUUAAUAUUGAUCAGAAUAUGACAGUACAGUAAUAGAUGAAAGAAGAGAGGUGUAAAUGUUUUAAUAUUGAUCACAAUAUGACAGUACAGUAAUAGAUGGAAGAAGAGAGGUGGAAAUGUUUUAAUACUGAUCAGAAUAUGACAGUACAGUAAUAGAUGGAAGAAGAGAGGUGUAAAUGUUUUAAUAUUGAUCACAAUAUGACAGUACAGUAAUAGAUGGAAGAAGAGAGGUGUAAAUGUUUUAAU
Molecule: messenger RNA, 6570 nt
Organism: Oncorhynchus nerka (sockeye salmon)
Lineage: Eukaryota; Metazoa; Chordata; Actinopteri; Salmoniformes; Salmonidae
Product: NLR family CARD domain-containing protein 3-like
Exons: 9
Coding region: 2653-5820 (1055 amino acids)
Biological process (GO): intracellular signal transduction
Molecular function (GO): protein binding
Source: RefSeq, a predicted model, not a curated record